Pipistrellus nathusii (Nathusius's pipistrelle) is the source of this 1029-nucleotide messenger RNA. Lineage: Eukaryota; Metazoa; Chordata; Mammalia; Chiroptera; Vespertilionidae. The record is from the annotation of a GenBank genome assembly.
AUGGAAAAGUAUGAAAAAUUAGCUAAGAUUGGAGAAGGGUCUUAUGGGGUUGUAUUCAAAUGCAGAAACAAAACGUCUGGACAAGUGGUAGCUAUUAAAAAAUUUGUGGAAUCUGAAGAGGAUCCUGUUAUUAAGAAAAUAGCACUAAGAGAAAUACGUAUGUUGAAGCAAUUAAAACACCCAAACCUUGUGAACCUCAUUGAGGUGUUCAGGAGAAAGAGGAAAAUACAUUUAGUUUUUGAAUACUGUGAUCACACGCUUUUAAAUGAGCUGGAAAGAAAUCCAAAUGGAGUUGCUGAUGGAGUGAUUAAAAGUGUAUUAUGGCAAACACUUCAAGCUCUUAAUUUCUGUCAUCAACAUAGUUGUAUUCACAGGGAUGUCAAACCUGAAAAUAUUCUAAUAACUAAGCAAGGAAUAAUCAAGAUCUGUGACUUUGGAUUUGCACGAAUUCUGAUUCCAGGAGACGCCUACACGGACUAUGUCGCCACACGGUGGUACCGAGCCCCCGAGCUCCUCGUGGGGGACACUCAGUACGGCUCUUCGGUGGACAUAUGGGCUGCGGGCUGCGUCUUCGCGGAGCUCCUGACCGGCCAGCCGCUCUGGCCCGGGAAGUCAGAUGUGGAUCAGCUUUAUCUGAUCAUCAGGACUCUGGGCAAACUAAUCCCGAGACAUCAGUCCAUCUUUAAAAGCAACCAUUUUUUCCAUGGCAUCAGUAUUCCUGAACCAGAAGACAUGGAAACUCUUGAAGAAAAAUUCUCAGGUGCUCAUCCCCUGGCUUUGAACUUUAUGAAGGAGUGUCUGAAGAUGAAUCCAGACAACAGAUUAUCCUGUGCCCAGCUCCUGGAGAACCCCUACUUUGAUUCUCUCCGAGAAGACCCAAUUAAAAGAAAAGCACGUAACGAAGGAAGAAGCAGAAAACAUCAGCAGAAUCACCUGUUGCCUCUCAUACCAGGAAGCCACACCUCCCCCACACCUGAUGGAAGAAAACAAGGCCUCCAGUUAAAAUUUGAUCAUCUUCCAAACAUUUAG